AUGGAUUAAAAUAUCAGCAAAUUUAUUGAUAGAAAACCUCUAAAAGAUAAUCCAAUAAGCAUACUUGGGUAACCUGUAGCCCCUAGUAUGAAUUUGGACAAUGAAAAUAUGGAUGAUGAUGAUAAUUAGUUUAAUCAAAACUAACCCAAAUCAAAGUCUAACAUUCGAAGCCUAGAUGCCCUAAGUUAAGAUAGUAGUCCUAAUAAAUUAAACUCUGGAAAAGUAGUAUCCGACCUAGUCCCUUAAUAAUAAAAUCCUUAAAUGGUUUCAGUCAAGAUAAGCUCCUCUAAAAAGAAAUGGAUUAUUGGUCUCACAGCUCUUGUUAUUAUCGGUGUAAUUCUUGGAGGUGUCUUAGCCUAUAAACUUAAAACUGACAAUCGCAGUGAUGAAUAUAAAGAGGUGAUAAAAAUACCUGCUAAUUAUAAUUAAUACAAAGAGUCCAUCUUGUCAGGUUAAAAUAAUAAUUUAGUUAAAAUUAUUCAAGUACCAAAAAGUUAGAAGAUUUAUGAAUACAAGCUCUAUAAUAAUCAAACUACUGUCUAAGGUGAUGGGCAGAAAAAAAUAACUAAUUCAUUAAUUGUUCACUAAUUUGGUCUUGUUUGUUCUAAUGUUACUGAAGAUGAAUUUUAGAUGUUCAUUUAUAUUAUUGACACAAAGAUGUAUGAGAACAACAAUUUGAAUAAUUAAUUAACUGGAUUCCCAGGAAUACUUGAAAAGGAGUAAGCCGCAGCAAAGAGAAAUUUGAAAUAAUCUUAAAAACCUGAAGAUGUUGCUAAUGAUAGCAGUGAAUUUAGAAACAAGUAAUCAGAUAAUGCCCUUCAAAACGAAUACGCUCCAUUAAAUGAUGAAGAAAUUAAAAUGUUGGCUUAGAAAGGUAUUACUCCUGAAUAAUUCUACUAAUCUAGAUACCCAAUUAUUUAUUUCACUUUGGAUAAGAACAGUAAAGUGAAGGAAAUAUAAUAACCUAUCAACUUGCGUUUAGAUAUCUUUUAGAUCUAUUUGAAUAUAAUUGAGCAAGUCACUCCUAUAGUUAAAAGUGAUUUUUACUAGAUUACUGAUUAAAAUGGUAAUAAGAAGAGAAUGCUUUCAAUGUAUACACAAAGAAUCCUAAGUGGUGAAGAAGUAAACCCUAAGCUUACAGCUUCUAUUGAUGAACACGGUUAGGCAAAUCUUAGCAAAUAAUUCGAAUAAAAUAAGGUUAAUAGUAAUGAUUCUUCAUAAUCUUAAGAUUACAGCUAAAACUCAGUUAUCUAAAAUGGUUCACUGCUUGAAAGUAGUGCUAAGUCCAAUUUUAAGAUGGAUGACCACAAGGUAGAUGAAAAUGGAGAUAUGCCUUUAUUCAAGGGUAUAGAAAUGAAUUCUGAAUGUAAAAUAGCUUUUAUACGUCAAGAUGAUAAGAUUGAUGACAACUUAUUUAAUUUAAUUCAUACGACUUUUAACUAUAUGAGUGUCCUUCCUUAAACUCUAGACGAAGCUUUAGAUACUUACAACUCUGUAUUUAACACAUCUACUUAAAAUGGUAAUUCUCACACUGAUUUAGAUGGUGAAAAAAUUAAUGGUAGAAUUCUUGAAAAUAAGGGCGCUUCUCUUUCUCCAGCUAUAUAAAAGCCUAUAUUCAGAAAAAAUAUAGCUGCCUUCGAAUUUGGUGCAGAUGUAAGGUCUGAGUGCAAUGAUUCUGGAUUCAUAGGUAAAGAAGAUAUUUGUACAGUUGGUCUUUACAGCUACUUUAAUGGUGCUUCUAUCAAAAUCGUAGAGAAACAAACAAGAGUAAAUGUCUCUAAAAUCCUUAAACUCUAUCAAUAUAUUUAGCACUUGCUAAAGGAUAAGCUUGAUUUAAUCAAAGAUAAAGUAAAUGGAAGACUUACAACAAUUAAAAAUGAUAUAGAUGGCCUUAUGGAUGAAUUAGAAAUAGUCAUUUCUAUUGAUAAAAAUCCUGUUUUGAAAGAAAUAUACGAUGUUGUAAAUAAUGACGAGCUACAAAUCUUCAAUUUAAUUGCUGAUUUAGAAUAGUUCCUCAAAGUUACUGUCUCUAACAUCACCAAACUUAUCAAAGAUCCAUUAGGUACUUUGAAAGAAAGAAUGCUUGGAUUUUUAUCAAGUAAUAAUAUAAGUAUUGAAAAUUAAAUUAAUCACAUUCAAAGCUUCCUCAUCGAUAGACUUGCAAAGAUGAAAAAGCUUAUUGAUUUAGCUUAAACUACAGGUAUCCCUAGCAGCUCUUAUUAAUAGAUUUAUCUUACUCUUGAAAAUCUUGAAGAUGUUUUAAUUUAAAUUAUUGAUGAACCCUUAAAGUAAUAUCUAGAUCAAGUUGAAGGUUUUAUUUUAGAAUAAACCAACACAAUGUUUGCCUCAAUUAAUGAAGUUGAUAAAUCUAUUUCCUCAUUAAAUCCUACUUAAACUGUAGCAAACAGAUUAAAAAAGAUCAUAGGUACUUCUCAGAUUGUUGACACAUUGAAAUCCUUUAUUAGCAAAACAGUCAAAACAAUCGGUUAAUAAUAUGAUUUAUCAGAUUUAAUGGCAAAAGCCUUGAAAUAAUCCAUCAAUUCUAUUAAACAAGAAAUCUAUCAAAAACUAGAAGAUCUCUAACAAAAAUUCCCAAGCUCUUCUCAAAAUGCACUUUCAAAUCCCGAAAUAGAUCAGCUUUUAAGCGAUUUCUCCAAUAUUACUAACUUUGCUGUAGAUCUCACUUCUGGUAUUAAAGAAUUGAAGGAGGAUGUCAUUCAAUUAGUCUAAACUGUUAAGAAACUAUAAGAAAAAAAGACUCUUUCUAUAAUUACUGAUCUAAUUUAACAACUUUCCCAAUUCCCUACUGACUUAUUACAGAAAUUAACUGAAUAAGGAAAGGAGACUAUUUCUAAAGCUAAAGAUGUUGGUUCUUAAAUGAAAGAACACAUCCUUAACUGGAAAGAUAAUCUUGUUGAAAAGUGCAAGAAACUUCUUUCAGAUUUGUCAGAUAUCUAUGCAGAUGUUAAGAAAUUUUUAAGAAAUACUGAUUUCCCUGAAGAUGAUCCAAAUUAUUAUAAAGCAGCUAUAUUUGAUGAAGUUUAGGAUAUAGUUGAAUCUGUACAAAGUAUUAUUCACUAUAAUUAUGAUGCAAUAGGAUAAACUUUUAAAAGAUUCUCUUAAAUUCCAGACAAAUUUAUCAAGUUUGUUAAUGAUUUAAAGCUUUUAGGUUAACGUUGCAUGAACUACUUUGGAGAUAUUAAAAUUGCCUUUACUUAAAUUUACAUUGAUGAAAAGGAAGCUUGGAGUGAAUUAAGAUCAUUGUUUGAAUAACCUAAGGAAGAUAUUAGACAAUAAAUUUAACUCACUAUUGAAACUGAAUACAAUUAAAAUCUUAACAAAAAAGCCAUACCAGAAAUAAAUAAUGAUAUUAACGGGUUAAUGAAUAAGGACUUAGCAGCUUAUAAGGGAGAUGUUUAACAAAACAAUUUUGAUGUCUAAACACUAUAUAAAGACCUAAUCCAUAAUCUCAUAGUUGAGGCUUAGUUUGAAAAAAUAAUUGAAACUCCUCCACUCAGUAUUCCUUUUGAGUACGUUUACAUGUAUCCUACUCCUAUUGGCGUGACCCUCAAGCUCAGAUUAUAUGCAAGUUGGGAUAAUAGCUUGAGAUUCAAAUUAGCUUUUUACAAUGCUACCCUUGAUGUAGCAGCUGGUCUUUCUACUAAAGUAACAAUAGGAGGAGAAGUCGGAGCCACAGUUUUUGUUGCAGAAGUAGGUGGUUAUGCCGAAGGUACUUUCUUAGAUACCUCUCUUAUGUUAGGCCUUACCUUUAAAGUAUUAGAAAAGUUCAAAGGAUCAUUUUAUAUUGAUGCUACUUUUAGUCCUUAUUACAUCAAAAUGGGUUUAUAUUAUAAGACUAUUUUUAGUAUUGAGGUAUUUAAAUGUGCAGCAGAAAGGAGAAGAAAUUUAGGAAUCCUAUCUGCUAUUGGAGGUUUUCUCAAAAGUACUGUAGGUGCAGUUUUAAAGAAUUCGAAGAAUCCUAUUGCUAAAUUAGUUAAUAAAGCAAUAAAUUGUCUAGCUACUUUAGAAAUUGGUACCAAAAGACAUGAUAUUUUUGAACCUCUAAGCUUAAAGGGUGAAACUUACAAAAAACGUUUAUAUGAAGUUGAAUUUGGCCCUCUAUAAAAAAAUAUAUGA
Molecule: messenger RNA, 4137 nt
Organism: Tetrahymena thermophila SB210
Lineage: Eukaryota; Ciliophora; Oligohymenophorea; Hymenostomatida; Tetrahymenidae
Product: transmembrane protein, putative
Exons: 7
Source: RefSeq, a predicted model, not a curated record